Molecule: messenger RNA, 3546 nt
Organism: Cynoglossus semilaevis (tongue sole)
Lineage: Eukaryota; Metazoa; Chordata; Actinopteri; Pleuronectiformes; Cynoglossidae
Product: long-chain-fatty-acid--CoA ligase ACSBG2-like
Exons: 15
Coding region: 449-2656 (735 amino acids)
Cellular component (GO): membrane; endoplasmic reticulum
Molecular function (GO): long-chain fatty acid-CoA ligase activity
Source: RefSeq, a predicted model, not a curated record
AGCACAGUGUUGCUUUAAUGUCAUGUGAUGACAGUGAUUCAGAUAUUAGGGUCAUGCUGAGAAAAUGCAACAGAAAAUGCUGUUUCUGUCUGCGCUUUUCUUUAGAUUCUGAAUGAACUGAUUGGUGACACAGCAUUCUACCAUAGUAACAGGAGCAGUCUUAAUGGAGCAGCCUGUGGCUAUGCUAUGUUAUGGUAAAUAGCACUGAUGUGGUCACAUGACUCAGAAAAGGGGAAGCCCCCGCUGAAUGUGCUCCUUGACUUUCAUGGUUUAAAGUCAUUAAAAACCAAGUCAGUCUUUUAAACCACAGCUUCAAGGCCUGUCUUUGUUUGACAUUCUCUUUGGUUCUGGGAUGAGUCUCUACUGUUUUGGGUUUUUUUUUCUGAAGCUGAGAAAACCUUCACAGCUAAUCUAAGGGGACGUGGUUUUCCAAAGCAUCACUGCACACAUGGAUGGUCAUAAUGAUAGUGUUCCCUCUGUGGGGAAGCAGGCUUUGUCAGACUUUUCAACUGUCACCCUGAAUGGAGAAGCCACCACAGCCGAGCUGAGUGCAGCAUCAGCCCUAACUAAUGGAGAUACGCAAUGUUCAAGCACAGCAGAGACAGUGGACCAGACUCUGGACUCACUAGUGGAAGAUAUUAAAGAACUCUCACUUGAACCGAAGGCAGUUCCAUUGGUAAGGGCCAGUGGAACAGCAACUUUGACUCCUGCUGAUCAGCUAUGGAGCACCCACAGAGACAAGGCGGUCAAGCUGAGGAUGGAGGGCUCAGGCAUCGCCUCGGAGACUCCCAGGACCGUCCAUCAGCUGUUCCUGGAGGCGGUGGAACAGUGUGGAGACUAUCCAGCCCUUAAGUCCAAGAAAGAGGGUCAGUGGGUCACGCUGACCUGGAGGGAAUACUACAAACAGUGUCGAGCAGCUGCUAAGAGUUUCCUCAAGCUGGGCCUGGAGCGCUAUCACGGUGUGGGUAUUUUGGGAUUCAAUGCGGCUGAGUGGUUCAUCUCAGACAUUGGCUGCAUUUUUGCUGGAGGACUGGCUGCUGGCAUUUAUACGACAAACUCACCCGAAGCCUGUAUGUACGUAGCUGCUAACUGCGAGGCUAACAUCCUGGUGGUGGAGAACCAGAAACAGCUUGAUAAAAUCCUGCAGGUCAAAGAUCAACUACCUCAUCUGAAAGCCAUUGUCCAGUACAGGGGCGAGCCGCAGCAGAAGGCACCAUUCAUAUACACAUGGGAAGAGUUCAUGAAGUUGGGGUCAGAUGUUCCUGAUGAGCAGCUGAACGCUAGGAUCGACAGCCUUCGAGCCAAUGAGUGCUGCACUCUCAUCUACACGUCUGGAACCACUGGUAACCCCAAGGGAGUCAUGCUGAGCCAUGACAACCUGACAUGGACAGCCCGUACAGCCUCUACACUGGUGGACUAUUCCUACGGUGACGAGGUGCUGGUCAGUUAUUUACCGCUCAGCCAUGUUGCUGCACAGAUGGUGGAUAUUUGGCUCAGCAUGACAUUUGGAGGAACUGUCUAUUUUGCCGAUCCAGAUGCACUCAAGGGCUCAUUAGGGACCACACUGAGGGAGGCUCGACCAACUUAUUUCCUGGGAGUGCCCAGAGUGUGGGAGAAGAUGCAGGAGAAGAUGAAAGCCAUGGGCAUGAAGGCAUCCCCAAUGAGAAGGAGAGUGGCAAAUUGGGCCAAGUCUAUUGGACUGCAGUACAACUACAGUGCCAUGAAUGGUGAGAAUGUUGUGCCAUGGGGCUACAUGCUGGCAAAUAAUCUGGUCUUCAAGAAGGUGCGUGCUGCUCUGGGAUUAGACCGCUGCAAGAUCUGCUUCACAGGCGCCGCGCCCAUCUCCAAAGACACCCUGGAAUACUUCAUGAGCCUGAACAUCCCACUGAUGGAGCUGUACGGGAUGAGCGAGAGCUCCGGUCCACACACUGUGUCUGUCAAUCACGACUACAGCAUCACCAGCUGUGGGAAAGUGAUGCCAGGCUGUAAGACAAAGCUGGAAAACCCAGACAAUGAAGGGAUCGGAGAAAUCUGUUUCUGGGGUCGACACAUCUUCAUGGGUUACCUGAACAUGGUUGACAAAACAGCAGAAGCUCUGGACCAGGACGGCUGGCUACACUCUGGAGACCUCGGAAAACACGAUCGCAACAAAUUCCUGUUCAUCACAGGAAGGAUCAAAGAGCUGAUCAUCACUGCUGGUGGAGAGAACAUCCCUCCUGUGCCCAUUGAAGAUAAGCUGAAGGCUGAGGUGCCGAUUCUGAGCAACGUCAUGCUGAUCGGAGACAAGCUCAAGUUCCUCUCCAUGCUGCUCACGCUCAAAUGUGUCAUGGACGACAACGGCGAGCCCACAGACGACCUGAGCCCCGAGGCCCUGGACUACUGUCAGCAGCACGGUGUCACGGCAACUAAAGUGUCGGAGAUCAUAGCCAACCGGGAGCCGGCUAUCUACAAAGCCAUUCAGGAGGGAUUGGAGCGAGUCAACGCCAUGGCUACGUCCAACGCACAGAAGGUCCAGAAGUGGGUGAUCUUGGACAAGGACUUCUCCGUCCCUGGAGGAGAACUAGGACCCACCAUGAAACUGAGGCGACCGAUUGUCGUGAAGAUGUACGAGGACAAAAUAAAUGAAAUGUACGCAGUGGCGCAGGCCAACCAGUAGAGGCCUCAGCUCAGAUGCUGGUGAGAAGCACUGGGGCAUAUUUAUAUGAACAAUGGGCUGAGUCCAACAAUAGGUUAAGAAUGAAACCUGAGCUCUGAUUCACCUGGAUGAAGUGCAAAACAAAGACGCAGUAUCUCGAUGCUAACUGUUGCUAAUCAAUAUUUAAGCUGUCAAUUGAUAACACAGUCGCACUGCAAAUGUGCAAUUUUUUGUAAAUAAAUCUCACAAAACAGAGCCAAACGUUUGCCAUUUACUGUGAGGAAAUGUGGUAUAAGAGAACCGUACACUGUCUAUUCAGACUUUUUACUAAUUACAUCAUCACAAGACCUGAGAAACAGUUCUAGUGAUUCCUAGGAUUAUCUCUACGGUUGCAGAACAAUUACUUUCUAGCAUCACACACACGUUGAUUUUUGUUUUCUUUUUAUCUUAUAUUUAAAUGAUAUUUUUCUCCCAAAACACAUUUUUAAGACAUGGUCGUUCAGGGUGGGAAUCAAUGGAUGAUGAAGGUAAUUUACAAUUAUAAACUAUUAUUCCACUUCCACUAGCAAGUCCAGAUCGUGCAUAUAUUGUUUUUUGAUUUUUUUUUCAAACACUACCAGUUACAAUAUUUUUCUCGCCAGUUUUCAGUUUUUACAUUUUUUUUAUUGCAACACUGGCCUCUGUAGGUGAGAAGUUAUCUUUGAUGAAGUGUUAUGCUGUCAUGAAAAUUGUUUGAACAUAAUAUAAAAUGUUUAAAUGUUAAUAUUCAAACUGAUUUUAUUAAAUGAAAACACAAAAAAUACUGUAAAAGGCCUGCAUUUAAAUAAAUACAUCUCCAUGUACAGUUUGACAAAUUAAAUGUGAAAUGUUUGUUUUGUGAUUUCAUGUUUAUAAAGUCAGUUUCAUCUGUG